Molecule: messenger RNA, 843 nt
Organism: Sclerotinia borealis F-4128
Lineage: Eukaryota; Fungi; Ascomycota; Leotiomycetes; Helotiales; Sclerotiniaceae
Source: the annotation of a GenBank genome assembly
AUGGCAUCAAAUAGUUUGAAAACCACAGCAAUCCGUACACUCCGUACAACAUUAAGUACAUCGUCCAAAUCCUCGUUCGCGCCCAUCCUCGCCAAUCGUGGUAUUGCUGGAACGACCAGAAAUUCAACCUCAUUAAAAUCAACCACUUCUAGCCAACAACCUAGGACCCCUUUCUUACCACGAGAUUUCGUUGGCAAUUUCCCCAACUCAUUCAUUAAAUCAACAACAAUAACCACAACCUCUUUCGAUACUCUUAUCAACUCACUCACGCACUCUCUCACCACAUCAUCCACCCCACAUCUCCCUACCCUCACAUCUCUCCUUCGCAAUUACACAUCGAAGAAUCCUUCCGAAUGGCAAAAAUACGCAUAUGCAAACCCAAACAAACAAUACACCAGGAAUUUGGUAGCGGAAGUUGAGGGGGUUUUCAACUUGUUGAUGUUGGUUUGGACACCCGGAAAAGAAAGUAAAGUGCAUGAUCAUGCGGCGAGUCAUUGUUUGAUGAAGAUUAUGAAGGGGGGGUUGAGGGAGACGAGGUGGGUUACACCUGAUGGGGGUAUGAGUGAGGGAUGUGGAAAGGGGAGACGGGAGAUGAUGGGGGAAAUGGAGAUUGAGGGAGUGAGGGAAUACAAGAGAGAGAAGGUCGCGUAUAUGUGUGAUGAUAUGGGACUUCACUCCAUCGCCAAUCCUAGCGCAACCGAAUAUGCAGUCUCUCUACAUCUAUACACACCCCCCAACGCUGCAAUGCACGGCUGCCAUAUCUUCGACCCCACAACCGGAAUCAAAACACACGUCGCACCUGGUGCUUAUGAUUCGGUGAAGGGAGUCGUUCGUGAUGUUUAG